This is a messenger RNA of Cylindrotheca closterium, 318 nucleotides long. The record is from the annotation of a GenBank genome assembly. Lineage: Eukaryota; Bacillariophyta; Bacillariophyceae; Bacillariales; Bacillariaceae.
AUGCUGCGUGGCAUCCUGAAUCCCCCCGGGCCUACCAAUGAUGAAGAAGCAACCCAUUCUGGCCAGGACUGCCAUGCCAUCAACAAGGUUGAAGUCAAGUACAAGAGGGCCCAAAAGCAUCCUUGCGUCUUCUGCAAAGCACCACAUUCUUUUGCUGAAUGCUCUCUUCUCAAGAGUAUGGAGUACCUCAAGGGAGUUGCUAUUUGGAACCAGCAACACAUCAAACAAGAGGUCACUGCCCGUUGCCAAGUCUUCCCUGACCAACUUGAGCGAACGUUGAAGACUGGACAGCCGGAUUAUCAAUUGGGCUGUUGUUAA